Beauveria bassiana ARSEF 2860 is the source of this 861-nucleotide messenger RNA. RefSeq names its product NADH dehydrogenase iron-sulfur protein. The coding region runs from base 1 to 861 and encodes 286 amino acids. The record is from RefSeq and is a predicted model, not a curated record. The transcript has 2 exons. Gene Ontology annotation, molecular function: NADH dehydrogenase (ubiquinone) activity. NCBI's taxonomy places the organism in Eukaryota, Fungi, Ascomycota, Sordariomycetes, Hypocreales, Cordycipitaceae.
AUGACCAGAAGCGGCUCGCUGGCUUCAGCUCUGAGGCCAGGGAGGCAGCCCCUCCACGGCCUUAAUGUCCCGGUCGCCCGCGGCGUCUCGACCUCUGCGCCGAAGCUGGUCGCGAUGCCCAAGGAUGUCCAAAACAUGAGAAUGGCACCCCGUGACCACAUCGGCGAGCUCAAGGCGCCAAUUGUUAACCCCGCCGACAAGUACCAGAGCAAGGCCGAUAACAUGCACCGAUACGGCGCCUGGGUGAUGGGCUGCCUUCCGAGAUACGUCCAGCAGUUUUCUGUUUGGAAAGAUGAGCUCACGAUCUACAUUCCUCCCUCCGGAGUCAUCCCCACCUUUACGUUUCUAAAGUACAACACCGCCGCCGAGUUCACCCAGGUCAGCACCGUCACUGCCGCCGAUUAUCCCACCCGCGAUAAGCGCUUCGAGGUCGUGUACAACCUACUUUCUAUCCGCCACAACUCCCGCAUCCGCGUCAAGACUUACGCCGACGAGACCUCUGCUGUCCCUAGUAUAACUGGUCUCUUUGACGGCGCCAACUGGUACGAGCGUGAGGUCUACGACUUGUACGGCGUCUACUUUACUGGUCACCCCGAUCUCCGCCGAAUCAUGACCGAUUACGGCUUUGAGGGCCAUCCUCUUCGAAAGGACUUCCCCCUUACUGGUUAUACCGAGAUCCGAUACGAUGAGGAGAAGAAACGCAUCGUCACGGAGCCCCUAGAGCUUACCCAGGCCUUCCGUAACUUCGAGGGUGGUUCAAGUGUUUGGGAGCAAGUUGGCAAGGGAGAGGACCGCAAACCCGAAUCUUUCAAGCUUCCUACGCCGAAGCCUGAGGAGAAGAAGGAGGAGCCAAAGAAAUAG